UCAGGUUUUUCAUCCAUCUGGGAACGAUUGGCUGAGUGAAGUCACGUUGUUGUCGUAACUCUCAGCCUUAUCCUGCACCAUUGUUUCCAAUAGCAGCCGGAAGAACUACAAGCGCAAGUGUGUCGCUGCAUCUGCAGGUUUGCAGUCCUGCCCCUUAUCUGGACGCAGCGUACUCAGGCAAAACCUGAGGUAACUGUUUAUUGAAAUUAAAAUAAAUAAAACACAUACGAAAAGAAAAGUCUUAGACAAAGCUGUAAUAAAUAAAUACAGCUUGAAGAAACCAGAGUUUGAAGAAGUUACAUUGCACCAUUUUUUGCGGUAAUUUGCUUAAUACUUUAAAUGGAAGCGAGGUGAUUGCCAGCAAUGUGCUCUGACAUCUCUUAUCGAUUUGUGUGUGCAUAUCCCCUGCAACUGGGUAUAGUGGAAGCAUCUGUAUGUGUACAGAAAGACAGUUCUGUUGGGUGUCUGCUCUCUUACAAAUGAACCUCCACUAAUUGAAUUUGAUCUGUCCAAGUUGUUUUUCCCCCCCAAGAAGGGGACAGAAGUGGGGAUAUACCAGUCUGAACAGGUGUGCUUGAUAGAGAGCUGAAGCCAUGAGUGGAAUUUUAAAAAGGAAGUUUGAAGAAGUGGAUGGCUCCUCGCCGUGCUCCUCCGUACGUGAGUCUGACGAUGAGGUUUUGAGCAGCGAGAGCGCGGACAGCAGUGACAGCGUUAACCCUUCCACCUCCAGCCAUUUCACACCAUCCUCAAUACUCAAAAGGGAGAAACGUAUGAGAACGAGAAAUGUUCACUUUGAAAACGUGACUGUGUAUUACUUUACGCGACGACAAGGUUUUACCAGUGUCCCCAGCCAAGGAGGGAGCACCCUGGGCAUGUCCAACCGACACAAUUGCGUCCGACAGUACACGCUGGGAGAGUUCGCUUUGGAACAGAAAAGAAUUCACCGUGAGAUGCUGAGAGACCACUUAAAACAAGAGAAACUCAACUCAAUAAAGCUAAAGCUUACUAAAAAUGGUACCGUGGAGUCUGAAGAAGCCAAUACACUCACAGUGGAUGAUAUUUCAGACGAUGACAUUGAUCUAGACAAUACUGAGGUUGACGAGUAUUUCUUUUUACAACCCCUGACAACCAAAAAAAGGAGGGCUUUACUGAGGGCAUCCGGGGUUAAAAAGAUAGACGUGGAAGAAAAACACGAGCUUCGUGCAAUCCGUGUGUCAAGAGAGGACUGUGGCUGUGACUGCAGAAUCUUCUGUGAUCCUGAGACCUGUGCUUGCAGCAUGGCUGGAAUUAAAUGUCAGGUGGACCGUAUGACAUUCCCUUGUGGAUGCACAAAGGAAGGCUGCAGCAACACAGCAGGCAGAAUUGAAUUCAAUCCCAUCAGGGUACGGACUCACUUCCUGCACACUAUCAUGAAGCUUGAACUGGAGAAGAACAGGGAGCAGCAGCAGGCAUCUACUGUAAAUGGUUACCAUGGUGAAGUGAAUGUUCACAGUAAUCCCCUGGUCCAGGCCCAGCAUAAUCUAGAAUAUUCCCUCGCAGACACUGUUCCGCAGACUGCAAUAAUGCAACUUCAAGCAGCUGAGGAGAUAGAUGAACAAGGAGAAGAGGAGGAGGAGGAGGAGGAUGAAGAUGAGGAGGAUGAUGAGGAUGAAGAUGAUGAUGGGAGUAGUUUAUGUAGUGGUAUAACAGAUUCUAGCACUCGAAGCUUGGCAGUUAGCGAUUCGGAUAAUGGUGAUGAUGAUGAUGAUGACGAUGUUGAUGAUGAUAAUGAUGAAGACAAAUUGGAUGAUUUUGGGGAAGGAAUCACCAAACCUGCUGUGUCGCACACAGAAGUGGUACCUCUUUCUUCUGUAUUGUGUUACUCUGAUGGUACAAUGGUCCAUGAAAAUCACAAUGAAACAAAUUCUUACUACACUAACUCUUCAGCAGAGUAUUAUCAAAUUGAAAAUCCUAAUACUGCUGCAGCAGCAGUUAAUUCCGUGACAAACCAAGCCAAUGAGGCCUACAAUGAAGCUUCAUCCUACUCCGAGAGGGUUACCAAUAACAAAGGGACAACGUCACUGGUGCCCUACAAUGUGACGUCCGAGCAGUACCCGGACUAUACUAGUCAGCCCGAAGAAAGCUAUGGCAAUCGUCAGUAUCCAGCUGCAAGUGCAGUACCCUCGGUUAUUGUUUGUUGUUCUGCAGAUCAGGACAAUAGUGUUCAGUGCAAUGGUAUAUAUGACGAACAGACACCAGGUCGCUCCCAGAUGGAGUUUCACAACUACCUAAACAAUAAUUCCCAAGAUUGCUAUGUUGCUAACGGUAGUUGUUUUCCAGCUGAGCAGCCGAAGGAGAUUUUAGCAGGACUCUGUGAAGGAGCUGCACUGCCAGAAAACAACAACAAUAUCAAGAAACCUGCAGAGCCGGAUAGUGUGCCAGAAGCCACACCAGUUUAGUGUUUCAGAUCGCUCUCCCUUUUUUUUUAUUGUUCUUCUUCUUACUCUUAUUAUUAUCAAGCCAUUGCCCAAAUAAUUUUCCAAUUUUUAUUUUUGGGGUCAAAAGUAUUGGCUAAUGCAUCAGAUACAGUAGUUUUUUUUUUUUCUUUCUACCUACGUGAAUUGAUUACACACGUGUUUUUCUUUUCCCCUCAGACCUUGCCUGUUUCAAUAUACAGGUUCUAAAUAAUUUGACUUUAAAAAAAAAAAAACACUCCCUGUGAAAUAUUGUUGUUUUAAAAUUCAAGUGAAGCAAGAUGAAGACUUCAAAAUUGUAAGCUUUUCUCGUAGGCCUGUGCUAUGUAAGUAUCUUGUAAUUUCAAAGUAACCUUUUAAAGGUUCGUUUUCAAGAGAUCUUGUGGAUAAAACUUUUUAUAUGUUCAUGUGGCAAUUGUGAAAAAAAAGUUUACUGUUCAAUAUGUAAUUUAUUUAUGGGGUUAUGAAGCAUAUGUUAAAUAUAAAUGUUUUGAUAAUGGAUAGCAUGUUAUUUUUGAGCUAAUGCCUUUGAAAAUCCAUAAUAUACUGAAGGACACAAAAUGUUGACUAAUCCUACUUUCAAUGUACUGUAUGUUUAUAUAU
Molecule: messenger RNA, 3056 nt
Organism: Acipenser ruthenus (sterlet)
Lineage: Eukaryota; Metazoa; Chordata; Actinopteri; Acipenseriformes; Acipenseridae
Product: cysteine/serine-rich nuclear protein 3-like
Exons: 8
Coding region: 594-2438 (614 amino acids)
Biological process (GO): regulation of transcription by RNA polymerase II
Cellular component (GO): nucleus
Molecular function (GO): DNA-binding transcription factor activity, RNA polymerase II-specific; sequence-specific DNA binding
Source: RefSeq, a predicted model, not a curated record